Clarias gariepinus (North African catfish) is the source of this 3690-nucleotide messenger RNA. It is a transcript of the gene rpusd2, whose product is annotated as RNA pseudouridine synthase domain containing 2. The record is from RefSeq and is a predicted model, not a curated record. NCBI's taxonomy places the organism in Eukaryota, Metazoa, Chordata, Actinopteri, Siluriformes, Clariidae. Gene Ontology annotation, biological process: pseudouridine synthesis. The coding region runs from base 45 to 1760 and encodes 571 amino acids. Gene Ontology annotation, molecular function: RNA binding; pseudouridine synthase activity. The transcript has 3 exons.
GUUUGUGAUGUCAUCAGUGUGCGACAGAACACGCGCGUGAGGGCAUGUCAGCACGGCGUGUCUGCGCAAACGGUGUGUCUGUGUUAAUACGCGUACAAAGUUGUAGAAACAGAAGUGUGGCCGGUGUCGUUUCUUCGACGUGUGAUGAAAUAUAUAGCAAUAUAACGAAAUGUAGACGGAACCUGAGAGAUUUUCACACCGCACCGAGUGUUUUCCCAGCAAAGUUCUGCGUCAUGGAGACCAAAGAGUUAAUAAACACUGCAGAAACAGCGAAGGUGGCAGAACUAAGCGCGAGCGAGAGCAAUGAAGUACAGGAGAGCAGCAAGAAAAGGAAAAGCGAAGAUUCCGAAGAACAUGAGACACACAAACGGGGUAAGAAACGAAAAAGAAGUAAGCAGAUGAAACCUGGGGAUAGAUAUGUUCCUCCGCCGCAAAAGCGCAACCCCGGGGUUAGUUUUAACGAAGAACACUUCGCAGAAACCUCGUAUUAUUUUGAAGGAGGACUCAGAAAGGUGCAUCCUUAUUAUUUCGAUUUCAAGACCUACUGCAAGGGACGCUGGGUCGGGAAAACCCUGUUAGAAGUCUUCAGCAGUGAAUUUCGUGCAGAACCCCUGGACUACUACAGGAAAGCAAUUAAAGAAGGACGGAUUCAUCUGAAUGAAAUACCUGUCGACGACCUGAAUAUAACUCUGAAGAAUAAUGACUUCAUGAGGAACACUGUGCAUCGGCAUGAACCCCCCGUGAAUGGCCAGCCCCUGCAGGUCUUAGUGGAUGAUGGUGAAGUGGUGGUGGUCGAUAAACCUGCCUCGUUGCCUGUACACCCGUGUGGCCGCUAUCGCCACAACACAGUCAUCUUCAUUCUGGGGAAAGAGAGAGGUCUGUGCGGUCUUCACACUGUGCAUCGCCUUGACCGCCUCACCUCAGGCAUCCUUCUGUUUGCUCGCACUUUGGAGACGUCCCAGAAACUAGACCAGAUGGUUCGGGAUCGACAGUUGGAGAAGGAGUAUGUUUGUCGUGUGGAUGGGGAAUUUCCUGAUGGUGAGAUUGUGUGUGAAGAACCAAUUCUUGUAGUCUCAUUCAAAGUGGGCGUCUGCAGAGUGGAUCCCAAAGGCAAAGACUCCCGCACAGUUUUCCAGAAACUCAGCUAUAAUGGUCGCUCUAGCGUUGUGCGCUGUCUUCCACUCACGGGACGUACACACCAGAUCCGCGUCCAUCUCCAGUAUCUGGGCUUCCCUAUUCUCAAUGACCCUAUUUACGGCUCUUCUGCCUGGGGACCAGACAGAGGCAAGGGAGGCCUGGUGGGUAAAAAUGAUGAGGAGCUGCUGGAAGCCCUUAUCGAGGAGCACCGUUCCAAGGAAAGUUUGCACCUGUUGGAUAUCUCUGAUGAAGGGUUGUCUGGAAAGGGCGAGUCUAACACAGGCACUGGAGGAGGCGAUGUGGUUAACAAUGCCCUGACGGUCAGGACUGAACAUGUAAAAACCUCAUGUGAUGAAUUAACUACGACUUUAAAUGACAAGGAAGCAGAAACAAAUAGUACACAGGCAACUGAGAGCUGUUCUCACUCUAAGGAAUUAUCCGGAACUGCGAACAUGACCAACGUAGUCAGAGAUCAUUUAUGUACGGAGUGUAAAAUUGUUCGACCUGACCCUACAGACAAAGAGUUGAUCAUGUACCUGCAUGCAUUACGCUACAAGGGGCCUGACUUUGAGUACUGCACACAAUUACCUGACUGGGCUAAAGAAGACUGGGUACAGGAGUGAAAUAAUUUUUUACUUUAUUUCCUUGUCUUUAAAAUAUUUAAUUUGUUUAAAAAAAAAAAGUGAAUAAUUGGAUUUUUAUUUUAAAGGAAAAAUUUGAUCAAGCAUUUGUAAAAUUUUCAUUUUAAAUAAAACGGCUUUCAAUUAAAAUGUAAAGCUGAGUGAGCAAUCUAUGGAAAAAGAGACACAAUCAUAUGAAGUUCUUUAGACUUGUAUUCUCUGUUUAUUCUGUGAUUCGGGUCAUGUCUCAGUAAAAUAUAAACGUUUCCAUUUGACUAAAUCAACUUUCUCAGUAACAUUUACAUAAUAUUCUUUUUUAAUUCUUUAAAACUGACAUUACAUAUCAACAUAAAAACUAUUAGAACAACAUGUUUCUUAAACUUGACAUCACUUUGUAAAUAACGUACAGUAAUUAUUACUUUUUACAUUUGGCACUUUGUACACUUAAACGGUAUGACAGCAUUCCAGACAUUUCGGGUUGCUGGCAUACUAAUAAAACACUGACCUCAGUUUAUUUAAAAGGCUGUUCAACAAUGCUGCCAUUAGUAAUCCACUUCAGUGUGUCAAUGCUUAAUCAAUUGACCAGCCCGGCUAAUGGCACAACUAUGGCAAAGAAUUUAAAUUAAUUAAAAGGGCUAUUUUAUUAUCAUUAAAUGGCUUUUUAUACAUUUUAUAGUAAUUCAGUAGUUACUAUACUAAGUCUCACAUAAUGUAGCACCACAAUUCAAAGCAAGAAAACCUGUCUCAAUAUUAAUGAAUGUACACCAUCCCAGCAAAUACUGGCAUAUAAAGACAAGCCUUCAAUGUGUGGAACUGAAAAUAACAGCUAUUAAAUUCUGAGGGAAAAAGUAAAAUUUAAAAGUUUAGAUUCUGUCAUUGUUAUAAGAAACACAUUAGAUCAUGUCGGUUAAAGGAGCUGAUACCAUUAAUGGUUUAAAUGCAAAUGUUUAAAUGAAACUGUGCAGUUAACCAAAUAAGAUUUAAAUCAUAGCAAUGACCAGUAAAAUUAUUUAAUCACAAAAGGCUGCAAUUUAUUAGAUGCAAUAUACCCAUAUUUAGGAAUUUAUGUAGGGCUUAUCCAUAAUUUUAAUAAUAAUUUAACUUUUGAGAUGCUAAGAUGCUGUGACUUUAGACACAGUACCAUUUGUACCAUUAGCCUAGAUAAAUACAAUAAAAUAGUAAAAGGUACAUUUAACAAUUACGUAUCACAGUACGAGUCUAAAUAAUCACAAUGUGAUUUUUUUUAUCAAAUCGUGCAAGCUCUAUGUUCAAGCUACUUUCAGUUUUUAGUUCAUUUAUAGUUGGAAUACUGGUUUCCUACCCUCAAAAUGUCUAAUAAAUUUAAAACUAAAAAGUUCAGUACUGUGCAAAAACACAUCAUUUCUUCAUAAUGGCAUCCAAAGUUUCAGACUUUCUUGUAAUUUUAUUUAACGUAUGCUUAAGCAAAAGUUCUCCAGGCUUCCUGACCAGGAAUGUUUUUUGUCUGUUGAGCCAAACAGAGCUAUAAUUUAGUCAGAACAGAUGAGAGGGGAAAUAAGGUUGCUGCUUAGAAUGUUAUGUAUGUACAGUGGAACCUUUACGAACAUAAUUCAUUCCAGAAACGGGCUCGUAUUUCCAAACACUCAAAGUAAGUUUCCCCAUAAGAAAUACAUACAUAAAAAUAAUUAAUACAAAAUUUAAAGUAAAAACAAAUUAACCCGCACUUUACCUUUGAAAAAAGUAAAAAAUAAAAUAAAUCCCGACAAAUAAUUGUUUCCGUUUAUGCGCGCAGGAGCUGUGUGUGUGUUUGUGUGUUAAGCUAAAGCAAGUAGAGAGGAGGAAUUGGACCCUCCCCUCUCCCUCUUUUUGUCUUAGACAGUAAACUUCCUCUUCUCUUAUUUGAGUUUUGCGCACACACGCGUGCAUUAACGGAAAAAUUACCAAGGAACAUCGC